CGCCGAGACUCGCUCACUGAGUGGGAAUUAAAGAUAAAUUGUCAACCAGCGGAACCACACGCCGUGUAUCCAAAGUACGGCAAAAAGAAAACACCCCUACUUUAAAACCCGAGGGGCACAAGGAAAUGAGUGCGUUCAGUGGCGUUUAGAGCGCUCCUGCUAAUGUACCAGUAGCCAAAGGCAUUGACGAAGUCAGCGCCACCGCUCGGGACUUGUGCAUGGAUUUCUCCAAGAUUCUGGGAGUCUGAAAAACAUGGAUGUCCCGCCAUUCCUUGCAGCGGAAUAGUGCGUUUCUGCGCAGUGAAUGAACGAAGAACAUGCAGGGCUUGCUAAUGCAUUGAGGGGCAUACGCUGUCUCCAGUCUGCCUCUCCGUGACCAUGUCGUGAUCUUUUUCCGCGGGGCCACCGACCGCUCUUCCUCGCCGUCAACCCCAUCCAACCGUGGACCCUGAUAUCGCCGACAACAAACACACAAACACACACACACACGCUGAGUAGCAGAGAGGGGGGAAUACGCCCCUGGAAUUGAUACACCUGCAAACAUCAUGAAGAUUAUCUCUCCGCUUCUAAGCGAUCUGGUCUUUGAGUAUUGGAUUCGACUCUUUCUCUGCCUCGUGUGGACGGGCUAUUCUGAAGGAAUGCCGCAUGUUCUGAGAUUCGGAGGCAUUUUUGAGUCGGUGGAAAAAAGCCCAUCUGGGGCAGAGGAACUCGCCUUUAAAUUUGCUUUAAAUACAAUCAACCGAAACAGGACUCUGUUGCCGAACACAACAUUGACCUACGACAUCCAAAGGAUAAAUAUUUACGACAGUUUUGAGGCAUCCAGAAAAGCUUGCGAUCAGCUCUCUCUGGGAGUGGCGGCCAUCUUUGGGCCUUCCCAUAGUUCCUCAGCGAACGCAGUGCAGUCCAUUUGCAACGCCCUUGGCGUCCCGCACAUACAAACCCGGUGGAAGCAUCAGGUCUCAGACAACAGGGAUUCCUUCUACGUCAACCUGUACCCGGACUUCUCGUCCCUCAGUCAGGCCAUCCUAGAUCUGGUGCACUACUUCAAAUGGAAAACUGUCACUGUAGUCUACGAUGACAGCACAGGUCUGAUUCGGUUGCAAGAGCUGAUUAAAGCUCCAUCUCGCUACAACAUCCGCUUGAAAAUUCGCCAGCUUCCCUCGGACACGAAGGAUUCCAAGCCCUUGCUGAAAGAAAUGAAGAAGAACAAGGAGUUCCACGUGAUAUUUGACUGCAGUCACGAGAUGGCAGCUGGCAUCUUGAAGCAGGCUUUGUCAAUGGGAAUGAUGACUGAAUAUUAUCAUUACAUCUUCACCACCUUGGACAUCUUUGCCCUGGACCUGGAUCCUUACCGCUACAGCGGGGUGAACAUGACCGGUCUCCAGAUUCUCAACACCGAGAGCAGCCAAGUCGCCUCCAUCAUCGAAAAAUGGUCAAUGGAACGACUACAAGCACCGCCGAAAGCAGGCUCGGGAUUGCUGGAUGGAUUCAUGACGACAAACGCUGCCUUGGUGUACGACGCCGUCCAUGUUGUCUCAGUGGCCGUACAACAGUCCCCACAGAUGACGGUCAGCUCGCUGCAGUGCAACAGGCACAAACCCUGGCGGUUUGGAAGCCGCUUCAUGAAGUUUAUUAAAGAGGCUCACUGGGAAGGUCUCACAGGAAGGAUUAUAUUCAACAAUUCCAAUGGCUUGAGAACAGAUUUUGAUUUGGACGUGAUCAGUCUGAAGGAGGAAGGUCUUGAAAAGGUUGGGACCUGGGUGACCAGCAGUGGGUUGAACAUGACUGAGAAUCGCAAAGGAAAGACGACAAACAUCACUGAUUCAUUAUCCAACCGAUCAUUAGUGGUCACAACGAUCCUGGAGGAGCCGUACGUGAUGUUUAAAAAGUCGGAUAAACCUCUCUACGGCAACAGCCGGUUUGAGGGAUUCUGCAUUGACCUCCUCAAGGAAUUGUCCAAUAUCCUCGGAUUCACCUACGAGGUCCGGCUGGUGGAAGACGGGAGGUACGGAGUUCAGGAUGAAAAAGGACAGUGGAAUGGAAUGGUCAGGGAACUGAUGGAUCAUAAAGCUGAUCUUGCAGUUGCACCCCUCACUAUCACCUACGUUCGAGAGAAGGUCAUUGACUUCUCAAAGCCAUUUAUGACCCUGGGAAUAAGUAUUUUGUACCGAAAGCCCAACGGUACAAACCCUGGCGUUUUCUCCUUCCUGAAUCCUCUCUCCCCUGAUAUCUGGAUGUAUAUUCUGCUGGCUUACUUGGGUGUCAGUUGUGUGCUGUUUGUUAUAGCCAGGUUUAGCCCAUAUGAGUGGUAUAACCCCCACCCUUGCAAUCCCGACUCAGACGUGGUGGAAAACAAUUUUACCUUGCUAAAUAGUUUCUGGUUUGGAGUUGGAGCGCUCAUGCAGCAAGGUUCCGAACUAAUGCCCAAAGCCCUUUCCACCAGGAUCGUGGGUGGCAUCUGGUGGUUCUUCACCCUGAUCAUCAUCUCGUCGUACACCGCAAACCUGGCGGCCUUCCUCACGGUCGAACGCAUGGAGUCUCCCAUCGAUUCAGCCGAUGACUUGGCCAAGCAGACCAAGAUAGAGUACGGGGCAGUAACUGAUGGGGCCACCGUGUCUUUCUUCAAGAAAUCCAAAAUAUCAACCUAUGAGAAGAUGUGGGCCUUCAUGAGCAGCCGGCAGCACACGGCUCUGGUCAAAAACAACGAGGAGGGGAUCCAGCGGGUUUUAACCACAGAUUACGCCUUGCUGAUGGAAUCGACCACCAUCGAGUUUGUCAACCAGAGGAACUGCAACUUGACGCAGAUCGGCGGCCUCAUAGAUUCCAAGGCGUACGGAGUCGGCACUCCUAUGGGAUCGCCGUACAGGGAAAAGAUCACAAUCGCCAUUCUCCAGCUGCAGGAAGACGGCAAGCUGCACAUGAUGAAAGAGAAGUGGUGGAGGGGGAAUGGCUGUCCGGAGGAAGAAAGCAAAGAGGCCAGUGCUCUAGGAGUCCAGAACAUCGGGGGCAUCUUUAUAGUACUGGCUGCCGGCCUAGUGCUCUCCAUCUUUGUAGCCGUCGGUGAAUUCCUGUACAAGUCGAAAAAAAACGCACAGCUUGAGAAGAGGUCCUUCUGUAGCGCCAUGGUUGAGGAGCUCAGGUUGUCCCUGAAGUGCCAGCGGCGACUGAAGCACAGACCCCAGCCACCGGUCAUAGCGAAGACGGAAGAGGUGAUCAACAUGCAUACGUUCAACGACAGGAGGUUGCCCGGCAAGGAGACGAUGGCAUGAAGUGUCGAGAGUCCACACCCAGCACAAACAGUGAUCUUUGUUCCCAAUGACCUGCAAGAGUGUUUCCUGUGGAAAUAUGCAAACCGUGCCGAACAAGCGAGUUACCUCAAGUUGCCGCGUCGAGAAACAAACAAGU
Messenger RNA from Amblyraja radiata (thorny skate), 3405 nucleotides. It is a transcript of the gene grik2, whose product is annotated as glutamate receptor, ionotropic, kainate 2. Gene Ontology annotation, cellular component: membrane. Gene Ontology annotation, molecular function: signaling receptor activity; ligand-gated monoatomic ion channel activity. Gene Ontology annotation, biological process: monoatomic ion transport. The transcript is spliced from 17 exons. The record is from RefSeq and is a predicted model, not a curated record. Lineage: Eukaryota; Metazoa; Chordata; Chondrichthyes; Rajiformes; Rajidae. Bases 546 to 3269 code for a protein of 907 amino acids.